GGAAUGGAACUGUAACUUUGUCUUGGUUUAUCUAAUUUAUCCAGCUUGAACCCUGUGCCACAGUUCCGCCACGAGACCUCUGGCGAACUGACCCUCAAGGCCUCUGCCGAGGCGAUCCAGGUCGCCAAGGCAUAUGGCCUGAGCGGCCCUGUGCCGUUCAAGGUCAAGUCGGCCGAGAUGGUCAGGGAGCAGGCCAGGAGACGGGUGCGGGCAGCAGGUGGUGACCCCGGGGACUCCAAGCUGGUGCGCAGCGCCAGCGAGCUCCAGUUUGGACAGUACCGGGGUCAGACUUUUAAAUGGUUGCUGACCCAUGACCUCGGCUAUGCCGUCAUGGUGUUGGCAACCCACCUGAGGGAGCGCAAAGAUGGCCAGGUGUCGGAUAGCCCGCUGGCGAGCAAUAAAAACGCCCUGGAGUCGUACGCCUGGCUCUUCCCCGACGUGAAGAAGGCCAUCCGUCGUCGCCAGGAGAGAGACGGGUCGGCCAGGACUCUGGACGAGGGCAAGAGGCUCGUCGGCUUCGGCCAACACGGACACCUGACGUUUGAGGCCCUUUACGAUACAGAAGAUCGGGAGGCCAAGAGUUACAUCAAAUGGCUCCGGCGCCAGACCACCAAAGUCGGGACCAAGAUGCAUGCACUCCAGCUGUAUGUGCAGCGGAGAGACAAGGCGAAGGCGGCAGCAACCUCUUCCCUUCCCAAAACCACCACUGUUGCCCCCACCGCCUCUCUCUCUGCAGCAGCCUCCGUCAUCGAGAUUCCUGAUGACGUGCUGUUGUCGGCCAGCAUGGAGUUGGAGGCUGGUAAGUGACAGCCACCCAUGGAAACUGGUGGUGGCUUCUUCACUUUUUUUGUUUAA
Erpetoichthys calabaricus (reedfish) is the source of this 855-nucleotide messenger RNA. RefSeq lists its product as uncharacterized. The coding region runs from base 178 to 807 and encodes 209 amino acids. The transcript is spliced from 2 exons. Lineage: Eukaryota; Metazoa; Chordata; Cladistia; Polypteriformes; Polypteridae. The record is from RefSeq and is a predicted model, not a curated record.